This is a messenger RNA of Suillus paluster, 955 nucleotides long. Its product is annotated as peroxisomal biogenesis factor 11. Gene Ontology annotation, cellular component: peroxisomal membrane. Lineage: Eukaryota; Fungi; Basidiomycota; Agaricomycetes; Boletales; Suillaceae. The transcript is spliced from 7 exons. The record is from RefSeq and is a predicted model, not a curated record. Gene Ontology annotation, biological process: peroxisome fission; regulation of peroxisome size. The coding region runs from base 99 to 851 and encodes 250 amino acids.
UGUAAUUACGACCCUACACUCUCACUGCCUAAAGUCUUCAAGCUUCAGGAGCACUCACCAUACCUACUUAACUUCUCUUUUUGCAGCAGUCGUUUAUCAUGGCUACAGUGGCAUCCCAGGUCAUUCUUCACCCUUAUGUUUCUCAGUCCUUGAAAUUUGGAUCAUUUAAUAUCGGUCGGGACAAGCUCUACCGCACGGUUCAAUACUUCUCUCGGUUUCUCGCUUGGUAUCUCCUUUCUCGGGGCAACAAAGUCGAAGCUGCUCGAUGGACAGCUCUCAAGGGCCACUUAGCUUUAGGCCGUAAACUCAUGCGGCUCGGAAAACCCGUUGAACACCUCCAAGCCGCAUUGCGUGCAGCUCAAUCAACGAGUGAAGUCGGCGAACAAUUGUCCAGCAUUGGUCGGCAGCUUGCCUACUUUGGAUACCUUACAUAUGACGCAGUUGUGUGGACGAACGCAGCCAAGUUCAUUGCUCUGAAGCCCAGCACUGCUGAGAAGGUCACAAAGACGUCCAAUAGAUUUUGGUUGGCUGGAAUCUUAUUUAGCAUUACACAUGGACUACUGAAGGCCGGACGACUCGCCCACGAUGCGAAGAAAUUGCGUAACUCCGAGACUUGGGGAGAAAAGGACCUUAGCGAUGAAGCUCAAAGAGAAGUCAGGCAACUUGCGCUUGAAAACCUGCGCGCGGACACACGCUACCAAUUCAUCAUCGACCUUUUCGAUAUUUGGAUACCCGCAUCCAACUUGGGUCUUGUCAAUGUCAACGACGGCGUUGUUGGCUUUGCUGGUUUCAUUUCCUCUCUCAUGGGCCUUCGUGCUCAAUGGAUUGCUGUCAACGGGAAGAAAAUUUGAGAUUCCCUCAAGUAUAAUACUGUAUAUACUUCUGCUGGCAUUUGAUAUUUACUGCUCCAAAGCACGCUCUGGCUUUGUGCAGCUAUGGCACUGACUUCUGAAUU